CUCCGCGUGUAACUCUUCAGUUCCUCGCACUUUAAGUUUGUGUUUGCUGAUCGUUCCCGGAGGUCGAACGCUUUCUUGUUCCGUUUCACACAAAUACUCUUGAAGUUUUCUUUUAGUAUCACCGCCAUCUUAACUUUUUAUUCACACAUUUAUUUGGGACCUUGUGCGCACUAUUUUUAGGCGUUCUCCGGGAACCUCCGUUCAUCAGGCUGUGAUUUAUUACCGGUGUACUGAAGUUCCUCUAGCGUUCGGUGAGGAUGUGGAAGCGGAAGACACACACUCCGCACCCGUUCUUUUAUGACCUGAAUCUAACAGCAGCUCAGCGGAUCCAGGGAAUCGUUCUGGGCGUGGUUCUGUUUCCUGUGCGCAUCACCCUGGCCACGCUCUUCUUCCUGCUCAUGUGGCCCAUCGCUCGUCUGCGAUUGGCCGGUCUGUCGGCGGCGGAGCGGGCGGAGCCAGUGCGGGGCUGGCGCUGGUGGCUCUUCCAUCACAUCAUACUCUUCCUCAGCCGCGCUGUUUUCUUCUCCGUGGGCUUCCUGUGGAUUAGGGUCAAAGGGCGUCAGGCGGGGCUGAAGGAAGCGCCGGUGUUGAUCGUAGCGCCACACAGCGGAUUCCUGGACAUGCUGGUGCUUUGCGCGACGGGUCUGCCGAUCGUCGUGUCGCGUUCGGAGAACUGCAGACUCCCCGCCAUCGGAGCGCUGCUGGAGUUCAAUCAGUCGGUGAUCGUGAGUCGAAAAGAUCAUCAAUCCAGGAAGAAGUGUGUGUCUCAGAUCUGUGAGAGAGUCAUGUCUGACGCCCGCUGGCCUCAGAUGCUCAUGUUUCCAGAAGGAACAACGACUAACGGCCGAGCUCUAAUCAAAUUCAAACCCGGAGCGUUUCUGGCCGGCGUUCCCGUCCAGCCCGUGCUGCUUCACUAUCCCGGAGAACCGGACACGGUUCGCUGGACCUGGAAAGGACUGUCGUGGCUCGGCACUCUGUGGCACACCACGUCUCGGAUCUACACCAGCGUCACUGUGGAGUUCCUGCCCGUCUACACGCCGUCACAGGAGGAGAAGCAGGACCCUGAGUUAUACGCAGAGAACGUACAGAAACUCAUGGCCGAGGCUCUGCGUGUUCCUGCCACUGAUUAUGUGAUGGAGGGCCGCUUUCCUGUUAAGAAGCUGGGAAACCUCUCUCUUCCCCUGGAGCCUCCGGCGCAGGAAACACUCAAACUGCUCCGUGAACACGGUCUCACUAGCCCUCAUGUGGAGGUCGUGAUGAACCACAUGAUUGACAGCUGUCACUCAGGCCAGAGCACCAUGGUAACGGCCGAUCACCUGACCGCUCUUCUGGGGCUGAAGGACAGAAAGACUGCGGUGAAGAUCUGCUCGCUUUACUCAAAGGAAGAUACGGUGGAUCUGAGGCAGAUCUGUCUGAGUGUUUCUGCUGUUUCUGGGUUCAGGAGUCUGGAGUCUCUCAUACACACUGCGUUCACGAAGUACGAUGCAGACCAGGAUGGGUUGUUGAGCGCAGACGAUCUGUCCGGCCUGAUGGGGGCGCUGGUGGGCGUCCCUCAGCACUUUAUCACAGAGAUGUACACGGCGCUGACCACCAGGGGGCAACCCACUGAAGCUUCUCUGCAAGACUUAUUGAUGACGCAUCCAGUUUAUCGCAAAGUCUUUACCGAGUAUCUUCACUCCGAUGGGCUUGCGGACGGAAAUCACAAUGGGAUUCCCAACGGCAAACACAACGGGAUUUAUAACGGUCACGGAGCGACCAAUACGAAGUCCGACUGAGGUUGCAUCGCAAAACUGGGACGAACGUCCGCAAACAUGCGACAUCUUUAUACCAAGCCAAGUGUUAGUACUCGUUCAGUCUGACUGAACUUGCGUUAACUAACAUUGACUGUGAGCGCGAGUUGAGAAUGUGGUUUUGAGGUUACGUUUACGUGUAAACGAAUGAUUUGAGUGUUACUCUUACUUUGUCCUGUUUUUGCGCGAGUCUCUACGCUGGGAAUGAUACUGUGAGAAUAUACCACUACUAAAUGUGCCUUAGAACAAAUGCCUAUAUAUAUAUAUGUAUGUAUUUUAUCAUGAAGUCUGAAGGAUCUGUUUAUGUAUUUAAAACUGUAUAUUUUUGUCAUUUUAAGCUUUGUAUAUUGUAAAAAACGAAAGACGUACUGUACUGCGAAGGAUUUCUGCCGAAGU
Onychostoma macrolepis is the source of this 2186-nucleotide messenger RNA. It is a transcript of the gene lpcat4, whose product is annotated as lysophosphatidylcholine acyltransferase 4. Gene Ontology annotation, biological process: phosphatidylcholine acyl-chain remodeling. Gene Ontology annotation, molecular function: 1-acylglycerophosphocholine O-acyltransferase activity; calcium ion binding. The record is from RefSeq and is a predicted model, not a curated record. The coding region runs from base 258 to 1775 and encodes 505 amino acids. NCBI's taxonomy places the organism in Eukaryota, Metazoa, Chordata, Actinopteri, Cypriniformes, Cyprinidae. Gene Ontology annotation, cellular component: endoplasmic reticulum. The transcript is spliced from 13 exons.